Dovyalis caffra is the source of this 2376-nucleotide messenger RNA. The record is from the annotation of a GenBank genome assembly. NCBI's taxonomy places the organism in Eukaryota, Viridiplantae, Streptophyta, Magnoliopsida, Malpighiales, Salicaceae.
AUGGCGGGAAAAUCCCCUUAUCACCACCAUCAGCCAGUUUCACUCUCCACAGAUCCGAAACUAAACUCCAAAAUUCAGAUCAGAAAAAUGGUGGGACCAAUGUACGAUCUCCUCGCAAACCCUCUUGGGGCUGUCCGAUUAACAUUCGAUAAGUCUAUCUGGUCCGGAUCCGACCCUUCCUCCUUCGAUGGCAAAGAUUGGGGAGCCGUCGACCUGUUCCGCCACUUUCUCUUCGACCAAGCCCAACUCUCCCAGGUUCCAAUUCUUAAUGGUGCAACAAUAAAUUGGAUUAAACCGAACACUCUAGUUCGAUUUCGGGGAAUGAUACAAGACAUGUUGGGAAAUGAAUUCUAUGUUGGUGCUUAUAAGGAUGGUUCGGUUUGGAGGACUAACAAAUUCAUGGAUAUUUCUGAAUGCCCUGUGGAAAUUAAUUCGCCUGAAAUGCGUCUCUGGGAGCGCCGUUUAUUAUGUUGUGUUCCGGUUCCUGGAUUAAAUUCAUGGGCUAAAUCUACUUCUGAGGUAGCAGUAAAUAGGUGCAUGGAUUUGACCUCUGAUCAAAGAGAUAAGCGAAGGAGAAUGGACAUUGAAGCUAUCGAUCACAAUGAUUUUUCUGUCUCAGUUGAUGGAUUUGAAGAUUCUCCUAGUGCAAAAAGGAUGAGAGAAGAUCCCUCAUCUUCACAGUAUCAGGACCCUAAAAAUGAAGGGGCUUGUUCAAGCCACAUUAUGGUGCCAGAUGUUGACAGAGAUUCUCUUCCUUGUCUCGUAAAGAUAUAUGAUUCUCCUGAGUCCGAGUUGAAGCUAAAUGAUGUUUUUGAAUUUGUUGGGGUCCUCACUUUUGAUUCUGAGCUUCCAGCAGAGAAGGAUGAUAAUGAUGAGUUCUCUAAUGGUUUUUGUGAUGAUGUGUCAGUCAAUUUGCCACCCAACAAGGUGCCACGCCUCCAUUGUGUUAUUCAUAGGAAACUUGCAGUGUCUGACUUUCUGCAGAACUCCCUGCUGGUGGAGCCAAAACCACAUUCAGUCAAAGAGGCAAGGAAAGCUUUGUUGACACAUCUCACAUCUAUUCUUGGCAAUGAUGGGGUAGCAGCUCAUUUCAUGUUGUUGCAUCUCCUGUCGAGGGUACAUGCUAGAGCAGACAAUGUUGCUGUUGGGAAGCUUUCUUUGAACCUUACUUGUAUUAGCAAAGAGACCGCAUGUGCAUUUGGUGCUAAGCUUGGUAUUCUCAUCAAGAAUCUACUUCCCUUCACGAAAAGCAUACCCCUGACUGUGGAAUAUCUUAACACAGCCUCUCUUGCUCCCAAAAAGGAUUAUCAGAUAAACAGACUGAUGCCUGGAGUCCUACAGCUGGCUGAGGGCUCACACUUAAUUGUUGAUGAGACACGUUUGGAAACAGGAACCCUCAAUUCUGUUGGGGUUGAGAAUGCAAGGUUGCUAAAAGCUCUGGCAGAGUUGCAAAAGGUUGAGUAUGAUUUUAAGUAUUAUAAGAUGGAGAUGGCAGCUGAUGUCCAAUUGCUAAUAUUGUCAGAGGGGAAAUCAAACAUCGUACCAGCUGAUAUAAUUAUACCUUUUGAGCCUUCUUCAGUGGGUUCCUCUGAAGCUGUGCCUGUAGAAGUACUGGAAGCUUGGAGAGGGUACUUGGCUGCUGUUAGAUCAUUGCCACAUUCUAUUGAGUCAGAUAUGCAGAAGAUGGUAGAAAAUGACUUGGUUACUGCAAGGCAAGCUGAUCGAAGCUUAGGCAGCCAAGAUUUUAGCAGAUGGUUGACAAUGGGCCGCCUCAUUUCUGCCAGUUUUGGCGAGACCUCACUCUCAUUGGAGCACUGGCAAAUGGUCAAGGAGCUGGAGAGGUUAAGGAGAGAUAGACUUAAGCACAUAAUUAAUGAGAAGGGCUGGAAAUCCCUCGAUAUUUAUAACAUUUCUGUUCCAGCUACCACAAAAACUAACAACUACUACUCAACCGGCGACCACCUCCAAAUGGUCUUUGACUGCUUUGACGAGGAUGGAGAUGGAAAGAUAUCUGCUGCUGAGUUGCGAAGCUGUAUUACCAGUGUUGGAGGCCAGCUUUCCAUCGAGGAAGCUGAGGCAGCCGUCAGCUCCUCUGACGUGGAUGGAGAUGGGUUGUUGGGAUUCCAGGACUUCCAAAGCUUAAUGGCUGGCAGUAGUGCUUCGGAGGAGGAGAAGGCGGAGGAGCUCAAACAGGCUUUUGGAAGGUACGAGACAGAGCCUGGCUCUGGCUGCAUAACUCCUAAUAGCUUGAAGAGGAUGUUAAGUCGAUUGGGUGAGUCCAGGUCCAUUAACGACUGUAAGGCUAUGAUCCGUACCUUUGAUCUCAAUGGAGAUGGUGUCCUUAGCUUCCGCGAGUUUGCUGUCAUGAUGCACUAG